Tupaia belangeri chinensis (Chinese tree shrew) is the source of this 1424-nucleotide messenger RNA. It is a transcript of the gene ADISSP, whose product is annotated as adipose secreted signaling protein. Bases 329 to 853 code for a protein of 174 amino acids. The record is from RefSeq and is a predicted model, not a curated record. Lineage: Eukaryota; Metazoa; Chordata; Mammalia; Scandentia; Tupaiidae. The transcript has 6 exons.
GGGCGUGCCCUGAGGCGGGCUGCUGCUGCGCGGGGCUCCCUUCCUCGUGCUCGGCGUUGAGCCCCCGCCGCCGCCGCCGCCGCAGCCACCACCGUCGCCACCGUCAUUGCCGCGUCCCUGGCCAGGUCGGCCCCGACGUGCGUCCCGCAAGGAUACUCCUCUGCUCAUCUCCAGCCACUGGUGCACAGGUGCCCCUGACUGCUGCCCUCUCCACCACCUGCAUCCUUCAGGCUCCUGCUGGGGUCCCCGGAGCAUGGGAGGCUGCUGAGCUUGAGCUGCGGUGUCCGGCAGGAGCUGCGCAUCUCGCCCCGUAGCAGGGAGGGUGUCCAUGGCUGCAGCUAACAAAGGCAACAAGCCCAGAGUCCGGAGUAUCCGCUUUGCCGGAGGUCACGAUGCAGAAGGCUCCCAGAGCCACGUCCACUUCGAUGAGAAACUGCAUGACUCAGUGGUCAUGGUCACCCAGGAGAGUGACAGCAGCUUUCUGGUCAAGGUUGGCUUCCUGAAGAUCCUGCACAAGUAUGAGAUUACCUUCACGCUGCCCCCGGUGCACCGGCUGAGCAAGGACAUCCACGAGGCACCUGUCCCCAGCCUGCACCUCAAGCUUCUUAGCGUCGUGCCUGUCCCUGAAGGUUACAGCGUCAAGUGCGAGUACUCGGCGCACAAGGAAGGCGUCCUCAAAGAGGAGAUGCUGCUGGCCUGCGAAGGCGGCGCCGGGGCCUGCGUGCGCGUGAUGGUGCAGGCGCGCGUCAUGGACAGGCACCAUGGCACACCCAUGCUGCUGGACGGUGUCAAGUGCGUGGGCGCUGAGCUGGAAUACGACUCCGAGCACAGCGACUGGCACGGCUUCGACUGAGGCCUGCGGCCUGCCUGCCUUGGGGCCCCUCAGCCUUAAACCCCUCCUUGUCUCCCCGACAUGCUGCGUGUUGAUGUGGCUUCCUCACCCCUCCCCUGGGUGGGCACAGGGGUGGAGAGUCCAGGGGCCUUCAAGCUGGAGCCUCGCCCACCUCUCACCUCUGCCUUCAUUCAUGCCACCACCCUGCCUCUCCUGUGUCCUCCUCUCCCACUUCCUCCUCUCUGUGUGCCUCAGUCUCCUGCCAGAAGAAAUGGGUUGAGCCCCCAAGGAGGCUAUCUGAGGACGGAAGUGGAAGGGCCUGGGGUAGGUUCUGCCCACGUCUCACCCCAAGCCAUAGGGGCUCCAGCCAGGGUCUGGGAGAGGAUGGAGCUGGCUCUGUGAUGCAUCGCCCCAUUACUGCUGCUGCUGUCUCUCUUCAGCCCUCUCCUGCCCUCCCUCUUCCCCACUGCUGUCCAUGGUGAGUAGGAGGGAGUGCAGUCCUCAACCCUUACCCCUCAGGUCUGUGUUACUUGGUUUUUAAAUGAAUGAUUGGGAUAGAACCUUAAAGAAAUAAAACUUCCAGUGGGUACCA